Messenger RNA from Ilyonectria robusta, 1524 nucleotides. RefSeq names its product major facilitator superfamily domain-containing protein. Bases 1 to 1524 code for a protein of 507 amino acids. The transcript is spliced from 5 exons. Gene Ontology annotation, cellular component: membrane. Gene Ontology annotation, molecular function: transmembrane transporter activity. The record is from RefSeq and is a predicted model, not a curated record. Gene Ontology annotation, biological process: transmembrane transport. NCBI's taxonomy places the organism in Eukaryota, Fungi, Ascomycota, Sordariomycetes, Hypocreales, Nectriaceae.
AUGGCAGACGUAAUCGACAAGCCCCAAUUGGAGGAGGCCGAGGCCGAGAAGCCUCGCCACAUCGAUCCCAACGAUUUGCCACUCCCGGACGAGCUGGCCCACUUGAGCAGAGAAGAUGUUCAGAAGCUUGAAAGGGGUCUGACCCGUCGACUAGAUAUGACUCUGAUGCCUACUGUCUUUCUCCUGUUCUUGUUGAACAUCCUGGAUCGGAACAACAUUGCGAGUGCCAAGAUCGUUGGUCUCCAGGAGGAUCUCGGCAUGACCAACAAUCAAUACAACACAGCUCUCAUGAUGUUCUAUAUCGGAUACAUCAUUACUCAAAUCCCUUCAAACAUGAUCAUCGGCAAAGUGCGCCCAUCGUACUACAUCUGCCUGGUCACUUCUCUAUGGGGUGUUGUCUCCAUGUCCCAGGGCUUCGUCAAGAACUUUGGCCAACUCUCUGCUCUCAGAUUCGUGCUGGGUCUUGUCGAAGCCCCCUUCCUGCCCGCCGUCUUCGUCGUCAUGAGCUGCUGGUACAAGCGCAGUGAGCUACCGCCUCGCAUUGCUAUCCUCUAUGGAGGCAACAUGAUGUCAGCUGCGUUCUCCGGGCUUAUCGCGGCGGGCAUCACCAGCCGCAUGGAUGGUGUUGCUGGACGUGCUUCUUGGUCCUGGUUGUUCAUCAUCGAGGGUUCAAUGACGGUUGUCAUUGCCAUACUGUUGGUGCCCAUUCUCACGGACUACCCACUUCAGAGCAAGCAUCGCUUUAUCUCCCGCGAGCUCCAGCUCAUUGGUGAAUGGCGCAUCCGCAAAGAGAACGCGGGUAUCGUUGAUGAGGACCCCGAGUCCAUCUGGUGGGGAUUGAAGCAAGCCUUGAUCGACCCUAAGCUGUACAUGUUUAUUGUGCUGCAAAUGGCGCUCAUUACUGCGCAAUCUUUCAACAACUUCUUCCCCUCCAUUGUUGGAACUCUUGGUUACGGAAGCACGGUGACGUUGCUGUUGACUGCGCCUCCAUACUUCUUUGCCUUCAUCGUCUCCUUGGCUAUCUCGUUCCAUGCCGGCCAUAAGAAAGAGAGAGGCUGGCAUAUUUUUGUGCCUUUGACAUUUGCGAUUCUCGGAAACAUCCUGGCCAUGUUCGUGCCUUCUACCGGUGGUCGCUACUUCUCCAUGUUCCUGUUAACUGCUGGAUCCUACGCACCCUACAGUCUUUGUGUGAGUUGGCUGAGUGCUUCGCUCCCCCGUCCACGAGCAAAACGUGCCGUCGCGCUUGCUAUCGUGAACGUGAUGGCAGCUGGUGUUGCACACUUCUACACCGUAUACAUGUUCCCAGACUGGCAAAAGCCCCGAUACUACAUCGGCGGAAGCAUGAUGGCUGGAGCGUGCUUGGUUUGCGGAUGCAUGGCCAUAUUUAUCAAGUACUACUUGAAGGGACUCAACACAAAGCUGGAAGAGGAGGAGGCACGAGGUGGACUGAACUAUAGCCAGAUUAUCGGGUCUGGUAAGGGCGGUAGCGGAGACGCCAUGGUAUCGUUUAGAUAUGUUCAUUAG